AUGAAGUACAAGAAAAUCUCCACCAGGCGACACCGGUCUGGUGGAUUUUUCCGAGAGUUUCUCAAAGAUUUACUAGUUCUCUACCAUUUUGUAAUUGUCGAUUUAGAAUUUACUAAUCAGACCACUCACCUAAUGGGCAUCAUUAUCAGUCUAUUUUUGAGCAUCGGCCACGCCAUUUCACAACAGGUUCGGUGUUUGGGACUUUUGGCGAUGCCGACAUUCUGUGACAAGUCCGGCCAACGAGUACUUGUGACCAUGGUAUUUGCGUACGUAAUGGCCGGCCCUCUGAACAACAUAAUGAGAAACGGGUCGGAAGUGAUCAGAGUGUUCACAUGUUCCAGCGCGCUGGUAUAUAAUUUGACCAAGAUCCGAUAUGAACUCAUGUUCAAACCUUUCCAGGAAGCGCUAUUCAACCUCAAGGCUGAAACAAACGAGAUAAAAGAAACCAUAAAUUCCAUCAACGACGUGAUAGAUCCGAUUCGACAGGAAUUUGAAUCAGACAGCGACAGUAUCGAACUACACGAGAGAAACGACUACUUAGACGAUUUGGAAAUGAGACCAACAAAAAUGAACAAUGCAAAAUCGUCCGAGCAUACGAAAAAUAUGUACAAGAUUCCGGAGCCAAGCGAAGUGGAAACAAAGUACAGAGAUAAAUUGCGCAGAAAGUGCAAAGGCAUCAUCACCCGGGCAGACGACAAGUGCAAGGCAGCGUUUCAGAGCAGCUUCGACACUUGCAAGAACUCUGUACACUGGUCCGUGAACUGGGCCUUGUGCUGGCCCAUGCAAGUCACUUUCGUCUGCAACCUUGCACCUCUGUUUGGUGGCGGAGACGUGUGCAAUUCUGGAAAAUCGGUAAAUUCCGGUUUUGGCAAGGGAUACGUGUACCUGACAAAGUCCAAGGACGAAUUAAAACGAGAAUUCCUGCACGUAAAAGUCAAUUACAAGUUGAACAAAGUGAAAAUAAUGGUAAUGUCAGCUCAUUCGUCUGAUCAAUUUCGGGACGCUUACGACGUAACCAGGGACAUGAUGAUAGAUUUCCGGGAGAAAAGACGGACGGCCGAGUUUGUGUUCGUAUGCAUACGCCGUCUGCUGGCGUUUUCGUUCCUCAAAAUUCUGUUGGACAGUCAGAGUUACAUGCACAAAUACCUGACGGACAUCGAACACGACAACACGUACGUGACCCGGUAUUACCGGAAGAUCGACGCCCGGCGCAAAAAGACUGGCAAGCACACGUUGCUACCCCUCAAAAAGACCGAAAAGAGCAAAACGAUCGACUUAAGGAGCUACAAACUUGUUAACCGCGAGUGUGACCACCUGUUAAAAUCAUUGGUAAAAUUGGUGUUUGAAAUUAUCGCUGCCUCGUCGUUGGUUUUAUUGGACAUCGUAUUUUACGAGGCAUUAGACGUAAUCAAGAGACACGCAAAAAUCGAUUACUUCCAGACAGGACACCACAACCUGUACAUCAAAGUCAAAGGCACCGGUAUGAUCGCUAACUUACUCAGGUCUGUCGUGGAUCGGUUCAAUUUCAGGAAAAACAUCACUGUUAACCUUAGCAACGAAAAAAUCCUGGGUACGUAUAGUACUUUAUACUACUCGAAUAAAUACUCGGCACGGGGACACUUGUCAGUUGCCAUCAACACUUACAUUAUUAUAAUUUAUAAAUUUAUAAUAUCUCCUAUAGUCCUAUCAUUAGAAUAUUAUAGUGUAAGGGAAAUUAUUUAUGUGUACCAACUUAUAUAUACAGUGUGUCUCCCAAAUCCGCAUAAGUUGGACGCGUAUUACUUGCACAAGAUUUACGGCACGUUAAUGCUGGUGUUCGCAAUGACCGUAUUUGCCGGUUACUCAGGCCGACUAAAACGACUGAUCUGCGCUGUAUUCUUCAGGAAGAGAGAAAAACGACGAGUGCUGUACCUGUACAACGAGACAUUAAGGAAGCGAACGGCAUUCUUCAGGUAUAUGAAGCAAAAGGUGUCGAAAUUGGCACGCGAAAACAAAUUAUCGGAAGAUCUUGACAUUUUUUUGAUGCUGAGACUUAAGUUCCCGGCAUUGUUCGGAUGGCUGGUGUGGUUUCAGUGUGGUCGUCGAAAAUGUCUGAUUUGUGGAGAACCAGAAACGAUUGCCGGCAAACAGUAUGGUUGCAACACCAUUGGUUGCGUUUACAUACACUGCGAACAGUGUUGGAAAGAUGUUGGUAUCUGUUAUGCCUGUUCAGACACAUUCAACAAAGAAGAUAACAAAUACAAUUUAGAUAUAGAUACUACUGCCGAGGGUUAUGUGGACACUGAUUAUUAG
This is a messenger RNA of Myzus persicae (green peach aphid), 2292 nucleotides long. RefSeq names its product DC-STAMP domain-containing protein 1 (gene snky). The transcript has 12 exons. The record is from RefSeq and is a predicted model, not a curated record. NCBI's taxonomy places the organism in Eukaryota, Metazoa, Arthropoda, Insecta, Hemiptera, Aphididae. Bases 1 to 2292 code for a protein of 763 amino acids. Gene Ontology annotation, cellular component: membrane.